Molecule: messenger RNA, 3293 nt
Organism: Styela clava
Lineage: Eukaryota; Metazoa; Chordata; Ascidiacea; Stolidobranchia; Styelidae
Product: transcription initiation factor IIA subunit 1-like
Biological process (GO): transcription initiation at RNA polymerase II promoter; transcription by RNA polymerase II
Cellular component (GO): transcription factor TFIIA complex
Source: RefSeq, a predicted model, not a curated record
UUACCACUAUCUGGUUUUCAGGCAUAUUCACUAAUAUAGUAUAGUAAACAAACAGAAAUAUCUUGAAUUUCCCAGUCAUUUAUCAGGUUUUGACUAUUAGUCAUUUGGGACAUGGCUAAUAAACAGCAAAAUCCUGUUGCAAAACUUUAUCAAACCGUCAUAGAUGAUGUCAUUUCCAAUGUAAGAGAAUCUUUUCUGGAUGAUGGAGUUGAUGAACAAGUCCUUCAAGAGCUCAAGCAAAUAUGGGAAAGUAAGCUUGUUCAAACGAAGGCUGUUGAUUCGCCUGUAGUUGGAGAUAGGACACCUCGUCCCCAAAUGUAUACUUAUAUGGCGCAACCAGGUCAAGCCGGCCAGCCUGGACAACCUGUCAUGUAUCAAACCGUUCCAGCGCAGCUCUCAGCAGCAUCACAACAGGCUAGACUUGCUAUUCCAGACAGAGUUGUUUACCAACAAGGUACAAAUAUUGUCCUUCCAACACAAGGCCAACAAAUAUAUCACACACCUUACCAGCCUGUCACUGUUCUCCAACAGUCAAACCUCCAGGUCCCACAUCAACGGCUACCAGGCCAGACACAGACGACCAUCGUCCUGGCUCCAACUUCAUCUCAAGCUGGCGUAUCUGGUCAGCAGAAAUCAGCAUCUACUGGAAAAUCAAAUCCAUCUGCAAUUAUCCAGGUUGACGGAAGCAAAGAUUCUUCAUCCGAUGAAGAAGGUCCAUCUACCUCCAGCUCAAGCACUACCAUCUCUAAAUCUAAUGUAAAAUUAUUUCCAGUGAAGAAAAAAAUACUCCAAUCUGGGAGGAAGAAAAGGGGGAAAGUGAUUCUACAAGUAGAUGGUGGUAUCGAUUCCUCAUCUUCAGAUGAGGAUGUUGAAGAUGAUGAUGAUGACGACGAUGAGGAGGAUGAUGAAGAAGAAGACACUCAGGAAGAGGAGGAAGAAAAAGUAGAUGAAGAGCCUCUUUGCUCCGCUGAUGAUGACAGUGAUCAGGACGCUAGUGAACUCUUUGAUACUGAUAAUGUAGUUGUGUGCCAAUAUGAUAAAAUCCAUAGGGCCAAAGCUAAAUGGAAAUUUAAUCUCAAAGUUGGCAUAAUGAACUUGAAAGGAAAAGAUCGCGUCUUCCUAAAAGCUAAUGGCGAGGCAGACUGGUGAACUUAUUAAAUCAUAUCACAAUGUUAUCGCUUCAUAAAUAGACUAUUGCUCAUGUUGCUACAUUAAGUUUCGAGAAAGUGUCUCAUUAUGAAUAUUUACAGAAACACAAUUUUAUAUUAUGGCCUAUUAAAACAGGCUCUCACUAGAGGUGGGUGAGACUUAAAAUCAAAAUUGUCUGAGAAUUCCAUUGAGUAUGAAGUCAUCAGAUUCGGCAACAAGAUCAUAAGCGUGCCAAUUCCCAUAUUAGAUGACAAAUUUAUUCAAAUCAUAGUCAUUUAUGUUAAGAAGGUUUAUUAUCCCUCCUCUAGAAAUAAACUAUGAUUAAUCAUUGAGCAGUUUUACAAUAAUUACUUACUUACUAGGUAUAUAUGACAUUGAGCAAUUGUAAUUAUGCACAUCAUGGAUCAAUGUUGGCAGUGGGGGAUAUGUUUCGAGUUUAUAGCAGAACUUCUUGAAUGUUUAGUUUUGCCAAGCACGUGUUGUAGAUUGGCUGCAUUAUGCAUUUGCCAUACAGCUAUUUGAAUGUCACGCAACCUAUUGGUUACUGUGGGGGGGGUGAUUUUGUAGCACUAUGUUUUUCACUUUAAUCUCCAAAUUGUAAUAUCUUUAAAUCCUUGAGAGCAAGUGGAAAUGAGCCUCCAUAUUUAUUCUGACCAGAAUUUCAUUGUAUUAUCACUGGACAGCAAACAAUUGAAAUGGCAUCUGGAAGUUUCACAUUAUGAGGAAUGGUGAAUGUGUUUAAUAUUCAUGAUCAUGUGCCUUCGGUGCUUGUAUUUUAUUUAUUUUUUGUUGUGUUAUCAUAAGUCUGCGGCAGGUGUUUUGUCCCUCGAGGUUAGAUACCCCAUGUGUUGUUCAUUUCUUAGGAAAAUAUAUGAUAAUAUUUAUAUUUCCAUAUUAGUUACCUUCGUUACACUGCCAUUUAAUGUAAGUUUGGCCCAUAAAUUAGUGAUAUCUUCCUUUUGAAAUGCCCAUUUUACAUUAAAGUGUUUAAAACUAAAAGUGGUCUUAUUUGGCUAAAUACUGGUUUUCAUUGGUAUGGGGUUAGGUAUAUGUUUUACAAUCCCAAAUUGCAGUAUUUAUACAUCUCUUAUCAACUUCAUUAAAUAAACGAUUGGAUGCCUAUCCUGCCAUCUACAUAUCAAAAUAUCCAACUACCUGUGAGAUAUGUAUAAAAUGAUGAGGUAAUAGAAAAUGUUUUUAUAAGCUAUAAUUUAUCAGUAACUGAAUUUGAUUCAAAACAAUCAGAUAUAAGAAUUAUUUUCUUUUUGAAAACUUGAUUGUUGGUGACCUGUUUUUUAUAUUAUAUUUAUAUGUUAGUAUUCAAACCCAAUGAAUCUGCUUUCACCUGCAUUAACUGUGGCUGUAUGAAUUUUAGGCAAAAUAUACUAACACCACUUAAUUUAGGGAUUUGAAAUAUUAUUUUACAAUAUAUAUUUUAGCUCCAUUUUUCUGACCUGCCUGUAACUGAAAGUUCUGUGUGCAUUGAAAAAUUCCCAUACAAGAUAUUUAUCUUACAUAUGUAUCUUCCACCCACUCCUUUUCUGUAAUAUAAUUUUUGUGUUGUGAAAUUAUGAAUCUAGCUAGUCAUUAUUGCUUAUCGUUUUCUGGCAUGGAUUGGUUUUUUAACUGAAUAUGCAAAUGAAUAUGAAAAAGCUGAGUGAUGGGUUCUUAGUGUUAAAUGUGUAUAAAAAAAACUUUAGAUUUGCUAGGUAAUUCUAAGCGACCGAUUUGAUUCUGUUAUUAAGCGACUAUUUGGUUGUAUUGGUGCGGCAUAUUUUAAUAUCAGAGUACUUUGCCUGCUAACAUUUUUGCUAGUGAAAUUAAUUCUGUCCAUAUUAGACAUACAUGAUUAUCAUUGUGGUAACUAUUUUCUUGAAUAUUGCUCAUAUCUAGGCACUGAACAAGUAAAGGCUGCAAAUCAGUUUUGUCUGCAAGUGCUUUUUUAUAUGAAAGUAUUUAUUUUUACGAAGAAAAAGCUUGCAAUGCCAUUAUUCUAUCCCACACGAGGUGAAAAUGUUUGAUUUCUUUCAUUUGUUUAUUGAGGAGCAAUACGAGGAAAAUUUCUACUUAUUGUGCUCUAUUACAAAUCACUUAUCAAUCUUGUGCAUUUUCUAGUAUUUGACUAUGACAAAUUUUCUUUUAGA